AUGUCGUCCCCACCACCGUAUCAAAAUGUCGCCAAUCCCCUUAAGCGACAUUCCAUCUCAUCGAAUGCAUCACAGCCUGGUAAAAAGGCGCGCAUGCACCCACUCCGCCAGGCCUCGUUUGCAGAUUCUCUCGAUAUCGAGCGCAGUUUUGGAGGGACAAGCGAUGCAGGAAGCGUGACAGGAAGUUUCACCGGAAGCCUGGGCGGAACAAGCGCAGAUGGAGUUUUCUCGCGAAACAAAAAGCGCGGACGCAAAAACAAAAUUGAUAAGGACUGCGACGAUGCUAUGAGUACACGUGCUACCGACACUCCGCGGCCGGGCUCACCUGAUGGGGGAGGCUCAAUCCGCGCGGGAAUGGGUGGAGCGGGUGCUGGAGGCGCCGAUGAAGCUGAUGAUGAUGAUGAUUACGGAGAUCUAGGCCGGGAUGAGGGCACGACUGAUACAGAGGCUGAGAAGAAGAACUUAGCUAUUCUGGUUGACGCUUUCAAUCCUAUGCAAUCCGAGCGAUACGACCUCUUCAAGCGCGCCAAGCUUCGUAAAGAAUCCCUCCGCCGUAUUGUCAACCACGCACUUUCCCAGUCUGUUCCUGCGAGUGUAGUUACGACCGUGAAUGGCUUCACAAAGGUCUACGCGGGCGAGAUGAUCGAAAAAGCUCGAACUGUCCAGGCUGAGUGGGCUCAGGCAUUCGACGACUCCUCACGUGCUGCAUUCGAUGCUCAGGAAGCGGCUCGAUCAGUCAAGGAAGAAGGCUCUUCGUCUCAACUUACACAGCGCGUAUUCCGCCCUCCCCCGAAUCCGCACCGUGGUCAACUUCUGCCAUCUCACUUGCGUGAGGGGCUGCGACGCACUAAGCGCGAUGGUGAAGGUGGAGGCGUUGGUUACUCUGGUCUUAGUAAUGAUAAUCUUGCCGUCAAGGGCUCAGUUACUUGGAGCUCUGGUACUAUUGGCGGGCGAAGAUUGUUUCGCUGA
Messenger RNA from Penicillium taxi, 969 nucleotides. Its product is annotated as transcription initiation factor TFIID subunit 11 family protein. The coding region runs from base 1 to 969 and encodes 322 amino acids. The transcript has 2 exons. Gene Ontology annotation, biological process: transcription initiation at RNA polymerase II promoter; RNA polymerase II preinitiation complex assembly. NCBI's taxonomy places the organism in Eukaryota, Fungi, Ascomycota, Eurotiomycetes, Eurotiales, Aspergillaceae. Gene Ontology annotation, cellular component: transcription factor TFIID complex; nucleus. Gene Ontology annotation, molecular function: transcription coactivator activity; protein heterodimerization activity. The record is from RefSeq and is a predicted model, not a curated record.